Molecule: messenger RNA, 869 nt
Organism: Propithecus coquereli (Coquerel's sifaka)
Lineage: Eukaryota; Metazoa; Chordata; Mammalia; Primates; Indriidae
Gene: SMIM14
Product: small integral membrane protein 14
Exons: 5
Coding region: 383-682 (99 amino acids)
Cellular component (GO): endoplasmic reticulum
Source: RefSeq, a predicted model, not a curated record
GCGUGACGUGGCGCCCGCAGCGGCGCGGGCCCGCCCCGCUCUCUCGGACACGCAAGGCGGGCGUGGGGCGCGCGCAUGCUCGGCAGGCGGGGCGGCUGGGGUCUCUGGACGCUGCAAUCUGUUGCGCCGCCGCCCUCGGGAGCCGGCAGAUCCGGGUCUGGUGGCUAAGAGUGACGUGGUCAAUCGACUCAAAACAGAGGAGGGGGAGGAAGCCGGCGGCCAGGAGCGGCAGCGGCGGCGGCGGCGUCCGGAGCAGCCGCAGCGUUCCGGAAGCUCCGGGCGGUCUUUCUGCCGAGCCUCGGUCCCGGCCCCGAGCCUCCCCGCCCCCUCGGUUAUUGUCUGGGCGGAUUUAAACAGUCAAGCAAAAUCCAGCUGGGUAAUCAUGGCAGAAGGUGGAUUCGAUCCCUGUGAAUGUGUUUGCUCUCAUGAACAUGCGAUGAGAAGGCUGAUCAAUCUGCUGCGGCAGUCCCAGUCCUACUGCACCGACACAGAAUGUCUUCAGGAAUUACCAGGACCCUCUGGUGAUAAUGGCAUCAGUGUUACUAUGAUCUUGAUGGCUUGGAUGGUUAUUGCAGUGAUACUAUUCUUGCUGAGACCUCCUAAUCUAAGAGGAUCCAACCUACCUGGAAAGCCAACCAGUGCUAAUAAUGGGCAAGACCCACCAGCUCCUCCUGUGGACUAACUUUGUGAUAUUGGAAGUGAAAAUAGUUAACACCUUGCACGACCAAACGACCGAGCGAACGAAGAUGACCGGAGUACUCUUAACCCCAUUAGAACUGUUUUUCCUUUUGCAUCUGCAAUGUGGGAUGGUAUUGUUUUCAUGAGCUUCUCAGAAUUUCACUUGCAAACUUGGGGGGUUUUUUUGUUUG